AUGACUUAUGAACAAUUAUAUAAAGAGUUCCAUUCCACCGAUAGCUUCCAGCCAUUUAUCCGUUUAGACACCCAGCCAAAAUUUGCUAUUUGUGGUGUACUCGUUACAUUGGCUGUACUAUCAUCUGCUCUGUUCACUGUUGGUUCCAAAUCUUCAUUCAUCAAGAAACUUUUCCUUUACACAAUUUUAAGCGUAACUGGUAGUUUGUUUGCUGGCCUGACUACUGUUUUUGCCUCCAAUUCUUUCGGUGUCUAUGUUUAA
Molecule: messenger RNA, 261 nt
Organism: Saccharomyces paradoxus
Lineage: Eukaryota; Fungi; Ascomycota; Saccharomycetes; Saccharomycetales; Saccharomycetaceae
Gene: OST5
Product: dolichyl-diphosphooligosaccharide--protein glycotransferase subunit
Exons: 2
Coding region: 1-261 (86 amino acids)
Biological process (GO): protein N-linked glycosylation
Source: RefSeq, a predicted model, not a curated record